AUGAGACUUUCAGACAGUCCGAUGUUGACAUUUGUGAUGGAGGGCGGUGGUGGAGGGCGGUGUGGAGGCAGUGGCGGCUCCUCGGAUCGAAAACAAACAUUUGAGAGUGUGAAGGGAAGAGAGUUCAGGGAGUGGGAGCAGAGGUGGAGAGGAGGUGGAGAGGAGGUGGAGCAGAGGGAGAAGCUCACAGUUCAAAGAUGCCUCUGUAAUGACAGGUUACGCUCACGCAGAGGGUUACGCUCACGCAGAGGGUUACGCUCACGCAGAGGGUUACGCUCACGCAGAGGGUUCCGCUCACGCAGAGGUUACGCUCACGCAGAGGUUUACGCUCACGCAGAGGGUUACGCUCACGCAGAGGGUUACGCUCACGCAGAGGGUUACGCUCACGCAGAGGGUUCCGCUCACGCAGAGGGUUCCGCUCAUGCAGAGGGUUACGCUCACGCAGAGGUUUAUGCUCACGCAGAGGGUUACGCUCACGCAGAGGUUUACGCUCACGCAGAGGGUUACGCUCACGCAGAGGGUUACGCUCACGCAGAGGUUUAUGCUCACGCAGAGGUUUACGCUCACGCAGAGGUUUACGCUCACGCAGAGGGUUACGCUCACGCAGAGGUUUACGCUCACGCAGAGGGUUACGCUCACGCAGAGGGUUCCGCUCACGCAGAGGGUUACGCUCACGCAGAGGGUUACGCUCACGCAGAGGCACCUGCCACGUGGAGCAGCUGGGCGGGGCUAGGAAUGACCCUUAGAAAUGAUUGGAUGGUGGGCGGGAGAUGUGUAGCACUGGGGUCUUCUACAGGGAAAAAAGUGUGGUUGUGCCGAGAGGAGAACACGCAGAUGAAAACAUGUCUACUGCCACGAAUGCUGCGAAACGACAAGUCCACGUCUGCAUUUGACUUUGAAUGUGAAGGCUAG
Molecule: messenger RNA, 912 nt
Organism: Knipowitschia caucasica
Lineage: Eukaryota; Metazoa; Chordata; Actinopteri; Gobiiformes; Gobiidae
Source: the annotation of a GenBank genome assembly